Molecule: messenger RNA, 906 nt
Organism: Emericellopsis atlantica
Lineage: Eukaryota; Fungi; Ascomycota; Sordariomycetes; Hypocreales; Bionectriaceae
Exons: 4
Coding region: 381-776 (131 amino acids)
Biological process (GO): mRNA splicing, via spliceosome
Cellular component (GO): U4 snRNP; U2-type prespliceosome; U5 snRNP
Molecular function (GO): RNA binding
Source: RefSeq, a predicted model, not a curated record
GGGAAAUGUGGGCCAUACGCUCUGUCCCAUUUUAGCUUAGUGGCUUCUGGAGGUACAUCGCGGAUGUACCUCGAUCUUUCAGCCUUUCCGGUCAGGCUCCGCAAAUUCUCAGUCGGACCUCAUCCUCGACCUCCCAGCACUUGGAAGGUCAACGUCGCAGUCGCGUAACAGCAUCUGUGGCCAAAGCUCAAUUUUUUGCAUACCACGAACGUUGCGCAAGCAAUUCGUUCUAAAAAUCAGUCACCAUGUCAAACAAGCAGGGAAAGAUGGCUGGCUAUGUACGUACCGUCCCUUCAACGACCUCACCCGAUCGAACGACACGCUGUACCCCCCAAUUACCGAGUCGCAUGCUGACGUAGAGUCUGCAGAUCAACUGGCGCAUGCGCGUCACGUUGAAUGAUGGUCGCGCCAUGACCGGCCAAAUGCUGGCCUUCGAUAAGCAUAUGAACCUUGUACUGGCGGAUACCGAGGAAUUCCGCCGCAUCAAACGACGACAGAACAAGCCCGCGGCUCCUGGCCAAAGCGGCACGCAAACCGUCGAAUCUGAAGAGAAGAGGACAUUGGGCUUGACCAUUGUCCGCGGUGCCCACAUCAUCUCUCUGUCCGUCGAAUCGCCGCCCCCAGCGGAUCCCAGCGCGAGGCUGAACAAAUCCGGGCCAGCUGGCAUCGGCUCUACGUUGAGUGCUGGUCCUGGAGUCGCGAAGCCCGCUGGCCGUGGUGCUGCUCCUCCAUCUCUAGCCGUACGCUUGGUCUACCGGUUUUCAUGGUAUAUUUGACUGACUGUUUCUUAGGGUCCUGCUGCUGGUGUUGGCCCUGGUGCGCCUCCUGGCUUCCCCGGCUUUCCUGGCGCUCCCCCCGGUUUCCCUGGUGCCGGACGCGGUGGACCGCCUCCUGGCUUCCCCGGCG